This is a messenger RNA of Pteronotus mesoamericanus, 2141 nucleotides long. It is a transcript of the gene SLC5A1, whose product is annotated as solute carrier family 5 member 1. The transcript is spliced from 15 exons. Gene Ontology annotation, molecular function: D-glucose:sodium symporter activity. Bases 120 to 2108 code for a protein of 662 amino acids. The record is from RefSeq and is a predicted model, not a curated record. Lineage: Eukaryota; Metazoa; Chordata; Mammalia; Chiroptera; Mormoopidae. Gene Ontology annotation, cellular component: plasma membrane. Gene Ontology annotation, biological process: sodium ion transport; transmembrane transport.
CGCGCCACCGCCCGGCUACCGCCACUCCGCGGGUGCCCUCCUCCGAGGCUGAUCAUUAACCCAAAGCCCUUGUAAGGAGCGAGUGGCCUCGGCGGGAGGGACACCUCAUCGCUGCCGCCAUGGACAGUAGCACCUGGAGCCCCACGACUGCCACGACUGCUGCGCCCCUGGCUCCCCACGAGCGCAUCCGAAAUGCGGCCGACAUCUCUGUCAUCGUCGUGUAUUUCGUGGUGGUGAUGGCUGUCGGGCUGUGGGCUAUGUUUUCCACUAAUCGUGGGACCGUUGGAGGCUUCUUCCUGGCAGGACGAAGUAUGGUGUGGUGGCCGAUCGGAGCUUCUCUGUUUGCCAGCAACAUCGGAAGUGGCCACUUUGUGGGGCUGGCCGGGACAGGAGCAGCUGCAGGCAUUGCCACUGGGGGCUUUGAAUGGAACGCCCUGAUUUUGGUGGUUGUGCUGGGCUGGUUGUUUGUCCCUAUUUACAUCAAGGCUGGGGUGGUGACAAUGCCAGAGUACCUGCGGAAGCGAUUUGGAGGCAAGCGGAUCCAGGUCUACCUCUCCAUCCUGUCCCUGUUGCUCUACAUUUUCACCAAGAUCUCGGCAGACAUCUUCUCUGGGGCCAUAUUCAUCAACUUGGCCUUGGGCCUGGAUCUCUACCUGGCCAUCUUUCUCUUAUUGGCAAUCACUGGCAUUUACACAAUCACAGGGGGCCUGGCGGCGGUGAUUUACACAGACACCUUGCAGACGGCAAUCAUGCUCGUGGGGUCUUUCAUCCUGACCGGGUUUGCUUUUCACGAAGUGGGAGGGUAUGAGGCCUUCAUGGAAAAGUAUAUGAAAGCCAUUCCAACUGUGGUUUCUGAUGGAAACAUCACCAUCAACAAGGAAUGCUACACCCCAAGGAGUGACUCCUUCCACAUCUUUCGAGAUCCCCUCAAGGGAGACCUGCCAUGGCCUGGGCUCAUCUUUGGGCUGUCCAUCCUCGCCCUGUGGUACUGGUGCACAGAUCAGGUCAUUGUGCAGCGCUGCCUCUCUGCCAAGAACAUGUCUCACGUGAAGGCUGGCUGUGUGAUGUGCGGGUACCUGAAGCUGCUGCCCAUGUUCCUCAUGGUGAUGCCAGGAAUGAUCAGCCGCAUCCUGUACACAGAAAAAGUGGCCUGCGUGGUCCCCUCGGAAUGUGAGAAGUACUGCGGCACCAAGGUGGGCUGUACCAACAUUGCCUACCCGACCCUGGUGGUGGAGCUCAUGCCCAAUGGACUGCGAGGCCUGAUGCUGUCAGUCAUGUUGGCUUCUCUCAUGAGCUCCCUGACAUCCAUCUUCAACAGCGCCAGCACCCUCUUCACCAUGGACAUCUACACCAAGAUCCGGAAGAAGGCGACUGAGAAAGAGCUCAUGAUUGCAGGAAGAUUGUUCAUCCUGGCACUGAUCGGCAUCAGCAUCGCCUGGGUGCCCGUUGUACAGUCAGCACAAAGUGGGCAGCUCUUUGAUUACAUCCAGUCCAUCACGAGUUACUUGGGCCCGCCCAUCGCCGCUGUCUUCCUGCUCGCCAUUUUCUGCAAGAGAGUCAACGAGCCGGGAGCCUUUUGGGGACUGAUCAUAGGAUUUCUGAUUGGGGUGUCCCGUAUGAUCGCCGAGUUUGCUUACGGAACCGGGAGCUGCAUGGAACCUAGCAACUGCCCCACGAUUAUCUGUGGUGUGCACUACCUGUACUUUGCCAUCAUCCUCUUUGUCAUUUCUGUCAUCAUCAUCUUGGGCAUCUCCCUCUUCACCAAGCCCAUUGAAGAUAAGCAUCUCUACCGCCUGUGUUGGACCCUGCGCAACAGCAAAGAGGAGCGUAUCGACCUAGAUGCAGAAGAGGAAAGCAUCCAUGAAACCCAAGAUGAGGCCCUUGAAAUAGAAUAUCCUGAGGAGAAAAAAGGAUGCUGCAGGAAGGCCUAUGACCUGUUCUGUGGCCUGGACCAGCAGAAGGGCCCAAAGAUGACAAAGGAAGAGGAGGCAGCCAUGAAGCUGAUGAUGACAGACACCUCCGAGAAGCCUUUGUGGAGGACGGUAGUGAACAUCAACGGCAUCAUCCUGUUGACCGUGGCCGUCUUCUGCCACGCGUAUUUUGCCUGAGCCCUGCCCUCUGCCGCAGACUGUUCUCAUAAA